AUGAAACGAAACAGACAACAGUCAGGAGAUGAUGACUAUGAAAAUUCUCUCUUUGAAAUGAUCAAUAUGAUGACCAACAAUGGCAAAUCACGAAUUAAUAAUGAUUUCCUUCUAUUUUCCGAAGGCUUUAAACAAGAAAACAAUCAAACCUUUGAAGAAUUGAAGAGUAAAAUUCUCAAAACUGGUGCUACAAUUAUGGAACAUCCCGAAGCCUUUUUAAAAGUCUUAAUUCAUACAAAAUUAGUGAGAAGUAUUUCAUCCAAUACAGAAAAGACUUUGAAUUCAUUAUUAAAGCUUGGUGAAGUUAAGAGUGAAGAGGAAUGGAAAGAAAUUCUCACUCCUCACGAAUUGAAACUCUUAAAAUCUCAUUCUCCAAAGCCUCCCUUGUUUGAAAUGUUGAAUCCGACUGUUAUUCUUGUAUGUACAGAGGCGGAGGCAAGGAUUGGCAUUCCACUAUUUAGAAUAAUUCUCAAAUUGAGUGAGGGUAGUAUGAAUGGAAUUGUUAUUAGACCUUCAGAUUUAGAUUCAUAUUUUGAGAAUUCUGAAGAGCUAUUAUACAAUUUGAAUAAGCAAUUGAUCAAUCCUGUUAUGAACUUUAGAGAUUACAUUUUACUCUCUGAUAAUCAGCAGGAAAAGGAAGAAAUGACUCGUUACUUGUUAGAGAAUGGUGCCUCUAAAGUGAUCCAAAAUUUAAUGAAUCCUCAUGAGGUUAUCGAAGACUUUGGACAGUGUGCAGUUGUAGUGAGUGAUUCAAUACUAUCUGCAGAACAAGGAAAAAUUUAUUUUGAAAUGAAACUUGUUGGAAAAACUGAAUUUUACCUGUACUCAGAAUUGGUUGCAUCGGUUAAUGAAUUUAAACAUUUGAAACCAUUAGAUAUAAAUCGUCUCAAACAUCACUGCAUCUCCUCUGAAUUAUUAAUAGAGGCAAGAACGAAGAGCAGGCAUAUGUUGAAUAUGGAUUAUGAAAACACUCUUCUCAAUAUGAGCAUCAAUUCUGAGCAACAAUUGAGUAAUAUGUUUCCAAAUGAGGUUUUCUUUAAUGCUCUCAAAUUUUUGCCAGUUCAAGAUAUUUUGAAUAAUUUUUCACUUGUGAACAAGUUGGCUAGAAAUAUGUGCUUCCAAGAUCACUUGUGGAAGGAUAUUUGUAUUGCAUACGCAUCAAAUUAUGAAUUUCUUUCUCCAUUCAGAAAUGAACAAGUAUUGGCCAAAACAAACAUGCCUCACUAUAUUAUUUUUAGGAAUAUCAUUAAUCCAAUUAUUAUUGAUUACAAGGUGGUUCUAGAACAUAUUUAUUCCAAAACCAAAGAAGGUGAAAGUAAGGCAAGCUUUGACUUGAUCAAGUUUAAUAGUGUCCUUACAACAGCGUUAUUUUUCGAACAAACUACAUGCCAAGAUGAUACUGUUGCAAUUGGUAGUACUAAGCUUUUUGGUAAUUUUGAUUUCCCUUCAAGUUUACAUCAACAUCCCAUUUGUCAACGAUCUCUGAUUUUACAAUUGAAUAUUAAUGAUUUGAAAGAGAAGGGAGUUGGUAUAUUAUCUAUUGAAAAUUCUCCUGUGAAGCAUCUUUUACCUGAAUCAGGUAUUCUCUAUUUCUUCGAUAAUGGAAUAAUUUUGCAUUAUGAUGGAAGUUUGAGUGAAUUGACAAGAGUUAAUAAUCCAAAAAAGACGGUGUGUGCAAAAGUUCAAUUCUAUGAGGCACUUUUUAUUCCUAAACUGUCUGAAAUAUUAUUUUCUGAUCCGUUUUUGUUACGCCACUUACUAUUGCCUAGUUGUGAAGGUUUCGAAUAUGAAACCUUGCGUUUGGAUGAAGUAUUUUCACAAUUAAUUCAUCCAAAAUUCUCUAAUGAAGGUGCUAGAUUAUUUGGAGCUUAUUCAUGCUUUAGUGAGGCCCAAUGGUACAGAGCGGCAGAUGAGGAUGAGGAUAGAUUCAUUGAUAUGGAUAGUUAUGUAGAGGUGGGAUCAAUAAUAAGCCCACUUUAUCAAUUCCCUUCUAAGAAUGGACUCUAUGGUUUCGGCUUAAUAGUACAGGAUGGAAAUCAAACUGUUUGGAAGAAUGUGGAAAACAUGCCAAAUAUUCGAACACUGCAACCAUCUUACUUUGGUAACUUUGGCAGAGAGAUUCCAUCUAAGUUCAAGAAGGAUUUCAAGUAUCUCACAGAGCAAUUCAAAACUGCAAAUUAAGAUUAAUUUAUUUGACAAAUGGGCAAUUGCAAGUAAGUUCUUUUCCAGUAUUUGAAAUAAAUGGCAUACAUCCAG
Naegleria gruberi is the source of this 2256-nucleotide messenger RNA. RefSeq lists its product as uncharacterized. The transcript has a single exon. Bases 1 to 2181 code for a protein of 726 amino acids. Gene Ontology annotation, molecular function: protein binding. The record is from RefSeq and is a predicted model, not a curated record. NCBI's taxonomy places the organism in Eukaryota, Heterolobosea, Eutetramitea, Acrasida, Naegleriidae.